Molecule: messenger RNA, 1395 nt
Organism: Malassezia sympodialis ATCC 42132
Lineage: Eukaryota; Fungi; Basidiomycota; Malasseziomycetes; Malasseziales; Malasseziaceae
Product: Exo-B-1,3-glucanase (GH 5 family)-like protein
Exons: 2
Coding region: 1-1395 (464 amino acids)
Biological process (GO): glucan catabolic process
Cellular component (GO): extracellular region; cell surface
Molecular function (GO): glucan endo-1,6-beta-glucosidase activity
Source: RefSeq, a predicted model, not a curated record
AUGGGGGUUGCCAGGGUUGUGGGAUUCUUGCUGUUGUUAAUUGCCAUUGCUAAGGCUUCGCAUGUCUCGCAGGACGAAUCAAGGGCCCCUUCUCUGAGCGUCCGUGCCAACACGGUCGGCAACAAUUGCCCCGUUCUUCCCGACCAUUGGCCUAGUUCAUGGCUGGACGUAUGGUUCCCUCCAUACGAUCGUGAAAAGGCGGAAGCAAUGCGCUACCGCUUCCAGGCUGGCGUCAAUUUGGGAUCAUGGUUUGUGAAUGAAAAGUGGAUUGCUCCUUCGCUCUUUAAUUGCACACUGGAUGGCGAGAAGGGCGAACUUGCAAUCCUGCGCGGCUACGGCAACACGUCGCAGGGUAUCCGAAGUGCGCGUGCGCUUCUUGAGAAACACUGGGACACGUGGAUUACUGAGGAAGACUUUAAGAAGAUGCGGAACCAAUACAACGUGAACUCGGUCCGCAUUCCCAUUGGGUACUGGAACUUGCCUGGCGCACAGUUCACCCAGGGAACUCCUUUCGAAGCGUGGUCGGAAGUAUACAAAAAUAGCUGGAAGUACGUGCGACGUGCAAUCAAGGUGGCUGGUGACCACAACAUUGGUGUACUCUUAGAUAUGCAUGGCGCAUAUGGCUCGCAGAACGGGCAGGAGAACAGCGGCUUCAAUCGUUUUUCUGUUGAAUUUUCCCAACCUGAAAAUCGAAGGCGCACAAAGGAAGCACUAGUCUGGAUUGCUAAUGACCUGAAAGAUGUCACGAACCUCGUCGGCAUUGAGCUCUUGAACGAGCCUUGGAAUGAGUCUGGGCUGGGUUGGUGGUUCAAGACCACGGCCAAAGCGAUUCAUGACAUCGGGGGUCAUGUUGCAAACCUGCCGAUCUACUACAGUGACCCGGCCGUUCCCCAUAAUAUUGCCGAUUCGGAGAACAAGCCCUCGUAUACGGCCUAUGACAAGCACCAGUAUUACACGUUCGUGAAUAGGAACGCGCCAGUGUCUGAAAUCCUGGAAAAGGUCCGGGGUUCUGAUCAUGACAGGCUCAUGAAUCUUCAAAACUCCCUCAAAGGCCGCCUGGUCAUCGGAGAAUGGUCAUGCGCACUGGACGCAGGAUCAAUGAGUGGCAAUUCUGCGCAACAUGUACAACAGAGGAGAGAAUUUUGCCAGACUCAGACGGACUCAUAUCGCAACGUUUCAUCCGCGAUGUACUUUUGGUCCUAUAAGUAUGAAAACUGCAAAUUUUGGGGAGGCUGGUGCUUUGACCAAAUGUACGGAAAGUACAUCAGCACAUACGGAGGUUAUGACCUGACUUUGUCAGAGUCGAACAUGGUUCUCUCCCAUUUGCCUACCCUUAUUCCUCCCAUGAUGGUAAUAAUGACAAGGCGCAAGGCUUUAAGGAUGGCUUUCAUAUAG